This is a messenger RNA of Spirodela intermedia, 8703 nucleotides long. The record is from the annotation of a GenBank genome assembly. NCBI's taxonomy places the organism in Eukaryota, Viridiplantae, Streptophyta, Magnoliopsida, Alismatales, Araceae.
AUGAGAUCCCCUGCUCCGGCCGUGUUCCGGCCACCGAGGCUCCACCGAGCAGCGCUGCUCCUCCUCUAUGCCGCGGCUCUGAGCUGCUUCCUCCAGGGCCUGGGAUCCCACGCGCAGACCCUUCCCAGCGAAGAAGGUGAGACACUCCGCCGGCGAUUUCUUCUCUCCGCAGCCGACAUUCAUCCAAUGCUUCCCCGUCUCCGUCGGUGAUGCUCAGCUCCUUUACAAUUUGUGUGGGGGGGAUGAGAGAGAGAGAGAGAGAGAGAGAGAGAGAGAGAGCGUGGAUGAAGUGGGAUUAGAAUGAGAAGUGCUACGGAGAGAUUGAUGCUAACCAGUGGUUGGGGCUUUUCGCGAGGUUGAUCUAAAAAUGCUACGGAGAGCCAUCUUUGUGAACAGCGUCUUCAGUUGAUGCCAAUAAUUAGACGAACGCUGGGCUGACCAGAUCAGUUAUAUGGAUAACCAGAUCAGAGGCGGCUCUCGGUGGAGAUCCUACUUGCUGCUGAUCUAUUUGCUUGAUCGAUAAGUUUCUCCUUCACCUUCGCCUUCACUCGUCUUACCUCAGAUAGAACGUGGACGAGGCUCCCACCAAUAAAUGCGCAGAAGUGUCCCGAUUUUUUUCAGAUUUUUUUCGUCCGAAUGGUAACGCUGAUGUAAACUCCUCGAAAGCGGAAAUCAUAUGCAUUUCGUUUUCUCUGGCUUGUAUUCGUUUCUGCGAUCUUUUGAUGGGAGAUUUUUUAAUUUAUUAUUAGUAACAUAAUUAAAGCGUUGAUCCUCGCAUUACUCUCUCUCCUUCCCUGCCUCCGGGGCGUUGCGGGGGAGCAGUCAACGCGCUCAGGCAAGCAGCGACGAAGCUGAAGAUCCCGCCGACGCUAUGGAACUUCAGUGUAAACCCUUGCUUCCGUUGGUUGAGGGAAGCCAAAGGCGCCCUCUCCCACAACGUCACCUGCGACUGCAACGCGACGACCAACGUCUGCCAUGUCGUCAGCAUGUACUGAUCUUCCCCUCCGCCUUCUCGAGUCGCAUUCGCAUGACUCUCGAAUCGUCCAUUCUAACCCUAUGCAUCGCUUAUUCGUUUUGGUCCGGGAAAAAUUGUGCACAGCGAGAUCAAGGGGUACAAUUUGACGGGAGUGCUGCCGGAGGAGUUCGGCAACCUCACUUCCCUGUUCUUCAUGUACGUUCGCUGCGCCGAAUUGAAGUGUUUGUCUAUUAUUUCUUCUGUACUUCGAGGAACUGAACAUUUCCGCUCUCAAUUUCUGUAUCCUCUGAAUCUGCGGGACCGAACAGUGACCUGUCUCGGAACUACAUCGAUGGGUCCUUACCUGCCGCCAACUGGACUUUGCUCCCUCUGCGAAACCUGUAAAAUCACUGGGCGCCCUCGUUGACGAAAACUCAGCUCCGCUAUUCUGCGGCCCAUGUGGUAGUAGAUGUAACUGAUAUCCGUGUUCUGUACCACUGCAGAUCCCUUCUGGGGAACCGAAUCUCAGGUGCCAUUCCCGAGGAGAUUGGGAACAUUACACCGCUUCAGUCACUGUAGUGCCUCAUAUCCUGUUCCUAGUAGAUAAUUUCUACACAGUCCAGCAUUGCUUCUUGGUGAUGGUUGUUCAUCGACGAACUUUUAUUUGUGUUUGGUGCGUUCUUUGAAGUGUCUUGGAGAACAAUAUGAUACAAGGACCGAUUCCUCGUGGACUUGGAAAGUUGAUCAACAUAGAAAGACUGUAAGUCUCUAGUUUCUCUUCUAUUGUUCUUCAUGAAUCGAAUUGUUCUUCUUUACGCGAAUCUAAGAAAAUGGAUGGAGACUGUUUGGUUGAACGAUUGCAACUUGUGGGAUGGUUAAUGACAGAGCAUGUUCUCUUUUCAGCUUUCUUUCUGCCAACAACUUCACUGGUGAGCUUCCAGAAGCACUUAGUAGGCUGACGAACUUGACAGAUUUGUAUGCCUGCAACUCUUGUAUUUGUGGUGCUCUUAAAUUUGGACGAAGAUGUUCUAGUGGGUAAUAACGGGGGUACAAUGGUGUUCUUGCAGUAGGAUCGACGGCACUGAGAUAUCUGGGAAGAUACCGAGCUGGAUAGGGAACUGGACGAAGCUACGGAGAUUGUUAGUCCCUCGGAUGACUGGCUGUCUUUAUUUGCUUGUUUCGAUAUCUGCUUAUGAUUUUGAAAGGAUACUUUGACCGUGUGGCAUUUCCAUGAUAUAUACUUUCGCAAAUGUCGCAGUGACAUGCAAGGCACAUCUAUGGAGGGUCCCUUUCCGCCAGAGUUUUCAUUACUGGAAGGCAUAGCUGAGUUGUACGUUUAGCUUUUUUCCGUUUCUCUACUUAAGUACAGCUAUCUGGGGUAAUACAUUGUAAGGAUAAGAUAUUUGUUGGCUUUAUUCCGCAGGAGAGUCUCUGACCUAAAAAAGUCAGAUGGUAGCUUCCCUCCCCUUGAGAAAAUGCUAGGCAUGCAACAACUGUAAGUAAGCGUACAGUUCGUGUAUUUUUUAGCCCAAUCGAUUAUCCUUUUCAGUUUAGGUGACAUAUUUUUGGGGUAAAUUCUGCAGUGUUCUCCGGAAUUGCUCAAUAUCCGGGAUGAUCCCUGAUUACAUCGGGAAUAUGACUGGCUUAAAGGCCUUGUAGGUUUCUUAUAACACAGCUAUUUAAAUUUAUAAUUUUCCUUGGCAACUGUUUUGUAGAUAGCUGUUUUUAUAAUCUUUUUAGCUACUUGAAAGAGAGUAUGCUCAGCCUGAUAUGAAUAUUCUUAUCUUCUCUUCAUGGUGAUUUGGUUCCCUGAUAUGGCUUUGAUUCGAACCAAUUACAUAGUCCAAAUACAGACCGAUUGAUAACUUGAAAUUCUGUGACAAGCAAUGAAGACUCUGAAGUGUACGUAUCUAAAGUUUUUAUGAUGAUCGCCAAUAACAUGUAUAUCUAUGUAAGCGUCCAGCUUAGAUAGGAUUCCAUCCUAUAUAUUCAGGGGGCUACCUGAAGAUUUACAGUCACAAUAACUUUGUUAUUCAAACUAUUAUCGGAAAAUUAAUGGAUUCUGUUUAGAUUUUCCUUUAUAGUUUUUCAUCUGUUUUUAUUCUAUAUUUCUGGGCCUUCGUCCUUCAUAUUCCCCAGGGCGUUUACUAACGUGGUCAUUGGGACUAAACUGAAUAUCGCAUGCUUAUAUUUCUCCUUUAUAUGUACGUGUACAGUGUGAAUAACGUUGGACAUAUGAGUCGUGGUUAGAUUUUUUAUGUUUUUUUUCCACUUAUUAUACUUGCAGGGAUCUGAGCUUUAACAAUUUAACGGGCGAAAUACCAAACGACCUUGAAAAACUACAAAGUUUAGAUUAUCUGUGAGUGAAUACUAAUUCAAUGCUUUUCCGUCCUACUCCAUGGACAUUCCUUUGAAUGCCCAUACUCAUUCCAGGGAAUCUGCACAGUAUUUUGCUAAUUUUAUUUUAUUAAAUUUUAUAUUUGAUAUUUUUUUCCACAUUCAGGUUCCUUACCAGCAACCAACUUAAUGGAUCACUGCCUACUUGGAUCAAGGGCAGCAAAGAAAAUGUGUAUGAUUUACCUCAUGAAAAUCAUUCGUUACUACUCCAUGUUUAUUUUGGAAAUGCAUUUUAUUCUUAUCUGAAGAUCAACAUCGUCAUGUCGCAAUGUUUUUCUUUCAGGGAUGUUUCUUACAAUUCUUUCACGAAUACCGAAUCUGCACCAAGUGAUUGCAAUCAGGAUAGACGGUUGGGGCACAAUCUUUGUUUGUCCAUAUUUUAUUAUUUAAGUAUUAUCCUGGAAUUAAACAAUCUUCAUCUCACUUGCAGGAACUACGUAGCUAGUUUUUCAUCCACACAAAGUAAUUCGUAAGUUUCUGUUAUCAUUUAAAUAAAUAUUGUUUUGAUUCUAUUACUUCAUCUCAGCACAUGUAUGCCAAGAUUUAAACCGUUUGAUGCCUUCAUUUUUCUUUUGCAGGAUACCUUCAUGCUUAAGGAGGGACCUGCCCUGUGAUGGCAAAGCCAAAAGUGGGUAUAAUAUGUCAUUUCCAUGUCAUGCCUUCGAUAUAUUUUCAGUUUACUUUUUCCGUUGUGAGGUUGGAGGGAGAAUAUUCUUCUUAUUUUGAAAGUUUGACUUGUGAGCAGGAAGUUGUUUUGGAUGAAUGACUAUACUUCGAUUUUGCAAUUCUUGCAGACUAUGAAAUUUUUAUAAACUGUGGUGGAAGCAGUGUUGUGCUUGAUGGUGUUCAAUAUGAAGCAGACACAUCAUCUGGAGGUGCAUCAAAGUUCUUGCGGGCUGACAGUGGAAAAUGGGCUUGUAGUAGUACUGGAAACUUUAUUGGCGAAAGCAAGGCUCCAUACGUGGCAGAAAACACAUCAAUGCUGACGAUGCCCAAUGCAGCACUGUACUCAUCAGCUCGUUUGAAUCCUCUCUCUCUCAAAUAUUAUGGUUUGUGCUUGCAGAAAGGAAACUAUACUGUCAGACUCCACUUUGCUGAAAUAGUUUUAACUGAUGACCAGACAUUUGCUGGUGUUGGAAGACGUGUGUUUGAUAUCUCAAUUCAGGUCAUUUGAGUCCUUUGCACUUACAGUCUUCAUGAAAAUGCAUAGCUUCGUAUUGUUCCUUACUCAUAUCUGUGCUACUAUUUUGGAUAUCUUCAUGAAAAAAAAUCCGUAUUUGUUGAUCUGAUGUUGUGGUAUUCCGAUGCCAUAGGCUAUCAUUUAUGCCUAUUCUCAUGUCAGUUGCGCCUUAGGUUCUUUCUGUUGCUGCUACUGAUAAAGGUAGUUUCAGUGUUGUAAAUUGACAGGAAUUACAAAAUCCCUCUUCAACUGUAUCUUUUUAUUAUUAAGUUAUUUCAUAUUUUAUUUUUCAUUAAAAAAUUUAAUUCUUUUACUUCAGAUGCGUUGUAUAAUUUUUACUUAAAUAUAAUUCUUUUUAUUGCUACAGGGAGAAAAGGUACUAAGAGACUUCAACAUCGUAGAAGCAGCUAAUGGUACUGGUAAGGCAAUUAUUAUGAAUUUCACUGCCCUCGUAGAGGCUAGCACUCUGGAGAUCCAUUUUGAGUGGUCUGGGAAAGGCACGAAUGCUAUUCCAGAGAGAGGUGUAUACGGACCCCUUAUAUCAGCAAUUGGAGUCACACCAAGUAUGUAUAUGGAGGUACUCGCCUGAUUCAUAAUCAUCGCUUGGAUUGAUUCUAAUAUUUGUUUCUGUGUAGAUUUUGAACCCGAGAAAGACAAGGACGAUAAGUUACCUGUUGGUGUUGUCAUUGGCAUUGUCAUUGCUUCAACUGUGUUAGUGAUGCUGCUAAUUUUGGCCCUUCUAUGGUUUUUCCUUAGAAGAAAGGAAAUUGAGAAGAACGGUGAGAAAAUAACGUCAUAAUUUUGAUUACCAAUCCACUUUUUCAUGUAUUAUGUGCAUAUAUGAUAUAUGUGUAUGCACCGAAGUAAUCAUGUUCAGUCCACAAACCUUUGUGACUCUGAAAAACAUUGGGUCAAAUCUUUAAAUGGAACUUUCUUAUGAUAAUGUUAGUCUUGUUUUCUGGAACAGAUGCAUAUCCAAAAGUGUUACUGAUCUAAGUUUCUCUGGGUGCCAUGCAUACCCCGCCAAACAGAGAAAAAGCUUGGUGUGAUCAACAAAUUUUGUCAACGUGUUUCAAAAUAAAAAUGCACGAAAAUCAUUGCACGUAUUUUUCUCUCUGACAUAUCAUCGUAGAUUCUUUAAGGAUGAGCCAUAUAUGGAAGUUUUAUUGAUUACAGCCAGAUCUCGUUCAAAAAGUAGGUGUCUAAGGAGUUUAUUUCACUUAGUAGCGUAUGACUGAGGUACUGUUGUCAGUCAACAGAACUAUCUAAUAGAUAAACCAUAAUAUCAUUAUGGGAUUAAAGGGUGGUUUUAAGAAUAGUAUUUCAUUGAUGAGUGCAAGGUGGUAAAAUCCUAAGGUAGAGAUAACAGAAAUGUAGGUUGGGAUGUUCAUGCUACUCAGUCAACCAUGUAUCUGGUUAAGUGUAGAAAGGUGGGUCUCUGUAGCAUCCAUCUGGGUGCCUCAUCUAGGGGAUUGCCAAGCCUUUCUUCCAACCGGGAGUCCACAUCUACCUUUGAAAAAUUAUAAUCAUUCGGGGUAUCUGAUUGUCACACUGAUGGCAUGUGCUGUCUCUGUCUUAUGUUUCUCUUUGAGCAGAGUUGAAAGGUCUGGAGUUGCCAACAGGCUCUUUCAGUUUGAAGCAAAUUAAAGCUGCCACAAGGAACUUCCACCCUGAUAACAAAAUUGGUGAAGGUGGAUUCGGUCCGGUUUACAAGGUCAACCACAAUCAUGACUUCAUUCGGUUUUACGUUAUGUCCGAAAUUUUGCCCUUUUAGUAGCCUAAUGAUGUACUCAUGUUGAAAACUUUCAGGGGGUUCUUCCGGAUGGUUCUAUGAUUGCGGUGAAGCAACUUUCGUCCAAGUCAAAGCAAGGAAACCGGGAAUUUGUGACUGAGAUAGGCAUGAUAUCAGGCCUACAGCACCCACACCUCGUAAGACUUUAUGGGUGCUGCAUUGAAGGGAAUCAGUUGCUGCUAAUAUACGAAUACAUGGAGAAUAACAGCCUUGCCCGAGCCCUAUUUGGUAACCAUCUUACGGUUUUGCGUUCCCUGUACAUCGCGCCCGCUAUUUUCUGGGACUUUCUUGGUUAGAUACAUUAUAUGAAGUGAUUGGUAGUAUGUCGUAUAUGUAACAGUCACGGUGUUGACAGGUCCGGAAGGGUUGAAGUUGGAACUGGAUUGGCAGACGAGGCGUAAAAUUUGCAUUGGAAUAGCAAGGGGCUUGGCCUACCUUCACGAAGAGUCGAGGCUAAAGAUAGUUCAUAGAGACAUCAAAACGACGAAUGUCCUUCUUGAUAAGGAUCUGAAUGCGAAGAUAUCAGACUUCGGACUGGCAAAGCUUGAUGAGGAGGACAAUACCCACAUCAGCACCCGGAUUGCAGGAACCAUGUAAGCGAACUCUCUAUCCAAAGUAUUAAAUUUUAGGUAUGUUAUUAGAAUUUUCCGAUUACCAGAAGUGAAAAUAGACCGGAAAUUACAUCAAACCGUGACAUAUUUUGAUUCUUUUCAUUUGAGGUUACAUCAGUUCCUUGAGCUAUUCCGUAUUCAUGGUAAUAGGCCGUUGUUUGAUGGUUCUCAUUCUGACUAAACAUGUAUUGCCAAUUUUCAUGGCUUAGUUAACUCUCCAGACAUGCAUAUAAAUAAAGAGUCAUAUUUUUCUCUUCUUGUGGGUUUUAAUGACAGAUCGAAGCCAGAGUGAUAUCACGAUGGAACUGAAUUUAGAAACUGUGUCAUGUAUACGAUAAUUGAUGCCAAUAAGUUUUCAUGUGCUUUUCAUUAACUCUUACUUUUAAAGAUGAUUUUGGUAACCUGAAAGACCUAGGUGUUAGCUGAGAAUGUGUUUCUAGCCAUUUAAGAUCCAUGAAGUCUUGAGGUUCAACUGUUUCAUUCAAAAUCUUAGCAUACGUACAAGCAUCAAUCACAGUGAGAAUGGUGGAUACAUCAUGGAUGCGAGACACUGUGCCUCGCUCUACCUUGCAUUAAAAGAAAGAAACCAAUGUGGGCAUGGUACCGUCAGCACAUCCUGGCAGCACGGAUAACGGCGCUUGAGCAUUUGGGUUUCUUAAACCUUCUUCUAAUUCUUCGGCAGGGGAUACAUGGCUCCAGAAUAUGCGAUGAGGGGCUACCUGACAUACAAAGCAGACGUCUAUAGCUUUGGAGUGGUUGCACUGGAGAUCGUUAGUGGCAAGAGCAAUGCUCAUUAUCGGCCCAAGGAGGACUACUUCUAUCUUCUCGAUUGGGUAUGCAAUCCUUCAUGCGGUUUGAAUCUUAUGCAAUGUAUUCUUGAAUAUCUAUCGAUGAAAAAAGAGAGCAGUGUUAGUUAGCCGGAUCAACCUCUGGUGGACGAUCUGUGAGUGUUUCAAUCUUUCUGGCAGGGAUGGUACACUUAGGGCCUACCUAGCACAUAAACAUAGCCUGGAAACCGAGAGUUGGGUUGACUUACUGUCUAAGAACUCCGACUCGCUUUCUUCUGAUGAAUCUGAAACUUGAUGUUUUUUCUUAUCAGAUUUACUUAGUCAUAUCACUCCGUUCUGGUUUUACCUUUCCCCUUGAUUCUCUGAUGAAAUGGUGGGAUUGUAGAUGCCUUCCAAAGACUCUCUAUCCCGACUGAACAGGUUUUUUCCCCAAAAAGAGUACAGAAUGUGCCCUCAAGAUUUUUAUGCUUCGUCCUCUUCGUGUUCGGUCCUCUUUUUCAUUCAAUAACACCGUUUGAAACCAUGGUCCUCUAAUUUAUUCGAGUUCCUUACCACAUUAAGCUUCACAUCUUCUUGUUCUAUGGAAAAAGCUCAGUCUUCUUCUGAAAUCUCAGGCCUACGUCCUGCAAGAGAAGGGGACCCUCCUCGAGCUGGUGGACCCCGCCCUGGGCACCAACUUCUCCACCGAGGAAGCGCAGCAGAUGCUGAACCUGGCCCUCGUCUGCACCAACCCUUCCCCGACCCUUCGGCCCCCCAUGUCCACUGUGGUCAGCAUGCUCGAGGGCCACACGCCCAUUCAGGUCCCCACCAUGAGGCUCCACCGAACACCAAGCGAGGAGAUGAGGUUCAGGUCCUUCGAGAGGCUCUCUCAAGAUGGUCAGAGUCAGAGCAUGUCCAUGGAAGAGCCGUGGGCCGUCUCAUCAUCCGCCCCGAGCAGCAGAGUGGGCCCUUCCAAUUCAGAUCACCAGCAGCAGCAAUAA